Molecule: messenger RNA, 7366 nt
Organism: Poecile atricapillus (Black-capped chickadee)
Lineage: Eukaryota; Metazoa; Chordata; Aves; Passeriformes; Paridae
Gene: NOL10
Product: nucleolar protein 10
Exons: 21
Coding region: 688-2754 (688 amino acids)
Biological process (GO): maturation of SSU-rRNA from tricistronic rRNA transcript (SSU-rRNA, 5.8S rRNA, LSU-rRNA)
Cellular component (GO): small-subunit processome; nucleolus; 90S preribosome
Molecular function (GO): protein binding
Source: RefSeq, a predicted model, not a curated record
CUUCAGUCCCUGGUUUUGGUCCUGUAAAUUAGAACGAGAAUGCUUGGAAUUCUGGAUGUUUGUUUUUUUGGUUUUUUUUUUUCCCAACAGCAAUGCCACAGAGCAGUAAGAAUGUGUCCUUCUGUGGUUGCUGGCAAGGUUCUGAUCAGCAAAUCCUGAACUGUUUUCCAUGGCUAACGCACACCCUGUGUCUGCCCACAGGGUGACAAAAUUAACCUCCUCCAUCAAGGCUGCCAGAACAACUCCUGCCUUCCUGAGUUCGCAUGAAAACCAUCGAGAAUGACAUCACAGCCCGAUAGACACCCGUGAGGGGCAGACAGGGCUCUGUGUCCGGACACAGGCCGGGCCCCAGGAGAGGGCACACGGCUGUCCCAGCUCCAGCCCACUCCCCACAUCCCGAGUCCCGGCAGCGCCGCACUCCGGGGCGCGGGGCCCGGGGACAGCGCCCAGGGAGGAGGCAGCAGCGGAGCCCCUUUGCUCUGAGCCGCGGAGCCAGCGGACCUUGCUGUCCCGCGGUUUUGCUGUCCUUCCCCCGUUCUCCCCCGUGUGAGGGAGGGGCAGAGCCGCGGUCGCAGGCCGCCGCUCUCCCCGCCGGGCCCCGCACGCCGCCGGCUGAGGCCGAGCGGGCGGAAGUUCCUCACCUUCCGCUUCCCCUCUGCCCGGGAAGAGGCGGGCACAGCUGCGGCCAUGCAGGUCUCCAGCCUCAACGAGGUGAAGAUCUACAGCCUGAGCGCCGGCAGGAGCCUCCCGGAGUGGCUCUCUGACAGGAAGAAAAGAGCUCUACAGAAGAAAGAUGUGGAUAUCCGUAGAAGAAUUGAACUUAUUCAAGACUUUGAAAUGCCCACAAUUAGCACAAAGAUUAAGGUAUCGAGAGAUGGACAGUAUAUUAUGGCAGUUGGAACUUACAAGCCCAGGGUCCGCUGUUUUGAUACCUAUCAGUUAUCCCAGAAAUUUGAAAGAUGCUUAGAUUCUGAAGUGGUUACGUUUGAGAUAUUAUCAGAUGAUUACUCAAAGAUUGUCUUCUUGCAGUGUGGCAGAUUUGUGGAGUUCCAUUCACAACAUGGCCAUUACUACAAGACAAGAAUACCAAAAUUUGGUAGAGAUUUCUCUUACCACUACCCAUCGUGUGACCUGUAUUUCGUAGGAGCAAGUUCUGAAGUUUACAGGCUAAAUCUGGAACAAGGAAGAUUUCUGAACUCCCUGCAAACUGAAGCUUCGGAGAGUAAUGUCUGUGACAUAAAUCCUGUACACUUCUUGUUUGCUAUGGGGACGGCUGAGGGUAAAGUGGAAUGCUGGGAUCCUAGAACUAGAAAUCGAGUUGGGCUGUUGGACUGUGCAUUAAGCAGUGUGACAGCAGACACAGAGAUAGAAGGUCUGCCAUCCAUUUCAGCACUGAAAUUUGAUGGGGCUUUGAAUAUGGCUGUUGGAACAUCUACUGGGCAGGUCCUAUUGUAUGAUCUCCGGUCUAGUAAUCCAUUAAUAGUCAAAGAUCACCACUAUGGCCUGCCUAUUAAAUCAAUUCAGUUUCAGCAUCAGUUGGAUUUAAUUAUCUCUGCGGAUUCUCGAAUCAUAAAAAUGUGGAACAAAGAUACAGGGAAGAUAUUUACUUCAAUGGAGCCAGAGCAUGAUAUAAAUGAUGUCUGCCUUUAUCCAAAUUCGGGAAUGCUAAUGACUGCCAAUGAAGCCCCUAAAAUGAAUAUCUAUUAUAUACCAGUUUUAGGACCUGCCCCAAAAUGGUGUUCCUUCUUGGACAACUUGACUGAAGAACUGGAGGAGAAUCCAGAAAGCACUGUUUAUGAUGAUUACAAAUUUGUUACCAGAAAAGACCUUGAAAAUUUAGGCCUUGCUCAUCUCAUUGGAUCAUCAUUGCUCAGAGCAUAUAUGCAUGGCUUCUUCAUGGACAUAAGACUUUAUCAUAAGGCAAAAAUGAUGGCCAACCCCUUUGCCUAUGAAGAAUAUAGAAGAGAGAAAAUAAGGCAGAAGAUAGAAGAAACACGUGCACAGAGAGUUCAACUGAAGAAACUCCCAAAAGUUAAUAAAGAACUUGCACUCAAACUGAUUGAAGAAGAAGGAGAAGAGCAACAGUUCAGUAAAAAAAGGAAACAAAAGAAUCUGCCCAGCCUUCUCAAAGAUGAUCGUUUUAAGGUCAUGUUUGAGAAUCCAGAUUUCCAGGUGGAUGAGCAGAGUGAAGAAUUUAGGCUACUUAACCCACUUGUUUCUAAAAUAAGUGAGAAAAGAAAGAGGAAGCUAAAGAUCUUAGAAGAACUGGAAGCACAAGGACAGGAAGAGGAGGAAGAACCAGAAGGAAAAGCAAGUGAUGCAGAAAGUUCUGAGAGUUCAGAUGAUGAAAAAGGCUGGGUUGAAGAGGUCAGGAAACAGCGCAAGCUUUUACGCCAAGAGGAAAAACUAAAGCGGCAGGAAAGGCUCAAGGAGGAUCAGCAAACAUUACUAAAACCUCAGUUUUUUGAGAUUAAAGAAGGAGAGGAAUUCAGAAGCUUCAAAGACUCUGCCAAAAAACAAAAAUUAAUGAAGAAGACUCUUGAAGAUCGUUUAAAGCUUGAAGAAAAACUUGGCACACUCAAUGUGUCUGAUACCACAGUAGGCAGCAAACAGGCAACAUUCAAAUUAAAGAAGUCAGAGCAGCAAAGGAAACAGCAGGAAGCUGAGAAACUACAUCGUCAAGAGAGGAAAACUCUUCGGCGUUCUGCCAGUCAUCUCAAGAGUAGACGUGGAAGAGGACGACUAUUUCAUUGAUUUAUAUUAUUUUUUUUAAGAAACUUUUUACUUCAUUUUUCAUUUGAAAAAGGGGCUGUUUCAAAUUGGGACACAGUACCAAUGGAUUUGUAUCUUGAUUCAUUGUUGAACAUGAAACCAGAACUUCUUAAACUUUGUGUUAAUUAUUGAAAAGUUUAUGAAAGUUAAAGUACUGACCAAAGGACACUGAAUAUGGUCCAUUGUGAACUGUAUUUGUUCAGAAAUCACCAGCAGCUGGUUAUUGUGUAACCCUGGAUGUUUUCUAUAUAAGAAUUCAUGUAUACAAUGAGGCUGCUUGUCUUUUAUUUAACUUAAGAGCUGUUAGUUUCAGUUUCUGAAAUCUUUGUGACUGCUUAGAUAAAAGAUCAACAGUAAGUUAUUUUGUCUAAAAAGUUUAUCUUUACAAGGGCACAACAAAUUUUUCUGGUUCCUGAAGAAUGACACACAGUUGUAUUUUUCAAAAACUGACUUUGGCUUUAUAUUCUUGGGUUGCCUUUAGUAGUAAAUGGUUGUCAGGAGGACAGUUUAGAAUUCCUGAUUUGUGUUCCUCUGAGUCUUUCUGUAAGGAUGCCACACCAGUGUACAGAAGGGUCCAAUUAAUUUAGAUUUAGUGAAUAUAAAACCUGAUCCUGAUGUUUCUGUUUUGGAAAGUCAGCCAUGGUUCAACAUAGAUCAAGUGGCAUAUGUUCAUAUAACAAGCACUUCUAGGCCAUGCCAGUAGUCUCCUAUGCUUCAAAAAAAAGUGUUUAGUUAAAUAAGUUAAAAAAAUCCUUGAACCUAAGUAGGUCACUGUUUAGCAAAUAAAUUAAUUUUUUACCUUUGAUCCUAAGGGAACCUUUUUAUUGCUUUUUAAAGCCUUUAUAAAUUGCCUUUUUGCUAGAUAAAAAAACCUGAACUUUGGAUCCAACAAGAAUCAGUGAAUCUCCCUAUCACUGUAAAUGUUUUUAAGAGGCUCAUAGGUUCUUAACUGUUUUGCUUUAUAAACCAGGGAGGUAUUAAUAUGGUCAGGUCUCUUGGACAGUAUUUAUAGAAUCUUUGCAAUUACCUCAGUAAAAGCCUUGGUUUCUCAUGGCCUCAUAUUUUUUGGUUUUGUUGUUAGAUGAUAGAAAAAUUAGCCACAUGAAUAAUUUUUUUUUCUUCCUGACUUAAUUUUGCUGCUUUAAUUCAUUCUGGUUUUAAUUGUAUUGAUGCUUUUAGUUUAAAAAGGCCCUUUCACCUGCUAUUAUCUUUAAAAAUUUACAUUGUAGUCAUCACCUCUGCCCUUGCAUUCAACUAAAGGAUGAGUCUCUCAAUACCUAGUUUUUUACCUCUAGCUGUCAAAUUUCUGCAUUGUCCAUAAGCUUCUCAUGCUUUUUAUUUAGCACAGAACUAUUCAGUAUUCCAAUGUCAGUCUCACCAUGCUAUAAGUACCAUUACUACUUCUCCUUAGGCACUGAGAAAAUGUCAAUGCAGUUGUGGUUGCAUCGGGGUUUGUCCCUCUUUUUGGAGUCUUGACUUUUGAUAUUCAAGACUUUGAAAUCCAAAUUUGAACUAAUGCAACAUCUUCCCCCCAGAGCAUUAUGUUAUCUCUGAAGCUGUCUGUGUGCAGUUCUGAUGUGCAUACAUCAUAGCUGGGGCUAUAGCAAUGUGGAAAGGUUAACAGUGGAAACUGGCCUCUAUUGUGGUUGGUACAGGGAGAGUUGGGGACUGAGUGGACAGAAUUGGCAUUGUAAGAGCAGGAAUUUGGCAGAGUUUGCUCCUUCUUGUGGUGGGCCUAUAUCCCAUUAUAUUUGAUCUAGAGCUGCAUUUAUGUUUGAAGGCAUCUGUAUUUCAGCAACGAUUCUGUGGGCUGUCAAGAGCAGUAAAAAACUAAAUGUGGUUUGUAGCAACGCGCUACGUUGAGGUCCCCAAGGCUGCCUGCACACUCGGGUCUGGGGCGAGAGACUACUAGAAAGCUAACAGGAAAAUGAUAUAGGGACAGGUUCUUGUUUGGGUAUCCAAAAGCUUUUAUUGCCUCACAUGGGGUCCAGGGACAAGAACAAAAACGGGCUGAGGGUCCAGGCUUAUAUACAGGGUAAGAGGGGGUGGUUCAGAGGGCUAGGAUCCAAUGGGAGUAGGGCAAAGUGGUGCAUAGGAGGGGUUCGGGACAGGGACAACCAUUGGGAAUUGGCAAGGCAGGGCAAUGCACCAAAGCAGGGCCAAUAGGGGUUCAAGGAAGGGAGAACAUUUUAGGGAGCAUACAUAAAUGGGAAACGGGGGCUGAACAGGGGUGGUCAGGGCCAACAGACCAGUGAGAUAAUGGAACUAGGAACUAAUUAACAUGAGAAUGCAAAGGCCUGUGGGGAGAAGGCUUCUCUCACCCUAGCCUUGGUAGGUUUUACUUGUUGCAACCCUUCCAAGGAUGAGGGAUGGGGAAUUUGGUAAUUGACCCUUGGUCCCCACAGUGGUUGAUCUGCAGGGUGGUAAUGCAUUGAGUUUGAAAUGGUUACUUCCAGCUUAAACUGAGUGUAUUUCCUUUGAUUUGAGAUUCUUCUGACUGACUGAUUUAAGUGAGUGUUUUGCUUUUCAUGCACUUACAUUCACAAUGUAAGUAUUGUGAUAGUAUUGAUCAUGUAGUUAGGUUGAAGCCUAUAUGAUUAAAGGAAUAUGUUUUGUACUGUUAGAAGGUGCAUGCAAACUGCCCUUAGUGUGCCAUUUAUGUCAUCUCAAAGAAAAUUGGGAUACACUUUAAAUACCUCCUUGGACCUGCUGGCAGUGCUUUUCCUAAUGCACCCCAGGACAGCACUGGCCUUGUUGGCCACAAGGUCACUGCCAGCUCAUGGACAGCUUAGUGUCUACCAGGACCCCCAGGUCCUUCUCUGCAGAGCUGCUUCCCAGCAGACCAGCCCCAGCCUGUGCUGGUACCCAGGGUUCUUCCUCCCCAGGUGCAAGACACUGCAUUUCCCUUUGUUAAAUUUGAAACUGUUCCUCUCUGCCCCUCUCUUGAACACACUGAGGUCCUUCUGAAGGGCUGCACAGCCCUUUGGGGUAUUGGCCUCUCCUCACAGCUUAGUGUUUUCAUCAGGGAACUUGCUGAGCAGGCUUCUACCCCUUCAUCCAAGUCAUUGAUAAGUUAAACAAUGAACUUUGGGGGACACAACUCGUGACAGCUGCCAACUAGACCCUGUGCCACUGAUUAUUCUCUGGGAUCUGCCAUUCAGCCAGUUCUCAAUCCACAUCACUGUUCACAUAGGGACCCGGCAUGAAGCUUGUUGAGAUUGAUUAAGCAGAUUAACAGUAGGUUAAAGUUGUUCUUGAACAGCUGUCUGGGGAAGAUUGGAAGUUUCAGUAGAAGCUGGCAUAUUAAUGCAACAUCAUUGCAAAUGAAUUAACUUCAUCAUGCAACCAAAGCAGCCAUUUUUUAAGUGUUAGUCUGCGUUUCAUUAAUGUUUUUCAGUCAGUGGUCACUUCAUUUUCCAUACUACAGGAAUCAGUAUUUAUCCAGAAUUGCAAUUCCUAGAAGUUGAGUAGCUGCUGGCAUCCCUUGUGACAUUUAAGGUUCAUACUCUUACGGUGUGAUCAGAUGCUGUAGCCUUCAUGGAAACCCCGAUUGUUUCUUACGUGUUAGAACUUAGUGGUGAGAAUCAGUUUUUAAAACUCACUAUAAAUAAAUGUACAGAUAGUGGCUGAAUGUGAGUGAAAUGCUGAAUCAUCUAGGUCUGAUGUGUCAUCUCUACUUCAGUAUUUUUUUACUCCCCAGGUAAUAUGAUUUAUAUCAGUUAGGCUAUUAGUCAUUCAGCAAGCAUUGAACCAAAACUAAUUAUCUAAUGUUCUGUCCAAAAUUCUGUUACCAAGCCAAGAAUCAUUCUGUGUUCUUGUGGCUGGUAUAAUUGUCUGAAAUUAAGCGCAUCUACCAAUUUAAACAAAACAGUGAAAAGAUUUACCACACUGCUGGUUUUUAAUAUAGAAACAAAAGAAAUGUGAUUUUACAAUAUUACCCUGAAUACAUAGCAAGUGCGUGUAAAAUGUAUUAUGCAUAUGAGGUUUAUGUAUGGAGCUUAAAGCAGGUUUGAGAUGUCCAGCUUCAGGAGUUGUGAGAGAGGAUGUAACAGUUUUCAGAUUACUCCAUCUUGUUUUGCAGCAGCCUUUUAUAUUUGUAUUUAUGUUUCCAGGUUUGAAAAUGGUGAAUAUAAUCUAAUUUCAGGAAGAAAGGACCAUAUUUCAGAUGCAGGAGUACAGUGAAGCAGUGCAUCUCCUUGCCUGGGGAGGUUGUGCAAUGUCCACGAAAGGACUUGUGAUGUUGGAUUAAACAUCCGCAGGUACAGAUGUCUGUGUACCUUCAGGUGUAGUGGUGCCUUCCCUGAGGAAGAGGAAUGGUUUAAUGAACUUUAGAGGACCUCUCCAGCCUGAUUACUCUAUGAAUGUUGUAGGGCAUAAGGAGGAAACAUGUAUCAUUAAUUGACUGGAGUAAUUUUCCCCCUUUGUCUCAUCCUUCCACUGAAUCACUCAGUUCUAUCUUUUUAUCUUUCUUAAAGAUUAAGUACUUCUUUUGGCAUGAGUCCAUAGCUAAUAUAUUUUGUCUGAUCUUGAGAAGCAUGGGGAUUUUAAACUGAAUGGAAGCACAUAAAUCUAUUAAUAAAUUUUACCUCUUGAU